This is a messenger RNA of Propithecus coquereli (Coquerel's sifaka), 165 nucleotides long. It is a transcript of the gene ANKRD13C-DT, whose product is annotated as HERV-H LTR-associating 3. The record is from RefSeq and is a predicted model, not a curated record. Lineage: Eukaryota; Metazoa; Chordata; Mammalia; Primates; Indriidae.
AUGUUCCGUGCACUUUAUAAACAAUCACUUAAACCCUCCGACUCUGAGCCUCCCGCAGAGAAGUGCAGAAUGAUGCCACUGCACGCAGGAUGUGAUGUCACUGAGAUACACAGGACACUCAUUCAAUAAACAUUUACUAAGCAUCUACUUCGUGCCAUACACUGA